Messenger RNA from Rhododendron vialii, 1252 nucleotides. RefSeq names its product transcription factor RAX3-like. NCBI's taxonomy places the organism in Eukaryota, Viridiplantae, Streptophyta, Magnoliopsida, Ericales, Ericaceae. The record is from RefSeq and is a predicted model, not a curated record. The coding region runs from base 123 to 1007 and encodes 294 amino acids. The transcript has 3 exons.
UCUCUCUCUCUCUCUCUCUCUCUCUCUCUCUCUCAUACAAACAGGUUAUAUAUAUUCAUCAAGAGGGUGACAACUCUAAGAAACCAACACCAACCCCUCACAACAACACACACGGAACUAACAUGGGCAGAGCUCCCUGCUGUGACAAAGCCAACGUCAAGAGAGGCCCAUGGUCUCCCGAUGAAGAUGCCACACUCAAAUCCUACAUCGACCAACACGGCACCUGUGGUAACUGGAUUGCCUUGCCACAAAAAAUAGGCCUCAAGAGAUGUGGCAAGAGUUGCCGGCUUAGAUGGUUGAAUUAUCUCCGGCCAAACAUCAAGCAUGGAGGCUUUUCAGAAGAAGAAGAUAACAUAAUCUGCAGCCUCUAUUUAAGUAUUGGAAGCAGGUGGUCUAUAAUUGCUGCGCAAUUGCCUGGACGAACUGAUAACGAUAUCAAGAACUACUGGAACACGAGACUGAAGAAGAAGCUCAUGGGAAAGCAACGGAAGGAACAGCGCACGAGUAGCAUCAAGCAUGAAAUGAAGAGAGAGAGUGAGAGUUUCGUGGUUAAUCCUCAUGAGGCCAUGAACCCAAUUCUGUACUGGCCAGAACUGCCUUUGCAUGACACAUAUUUGCAAUACCCCUUUGAUGUUUCCACCACCCAAGCCCAGCCAUGUGAUAAUUCCACUAUCACCUUUGCCUCUUCCACCUCCAUGAAUUCUGUGAAGAGCAGUAGUAGUACUUUUUCCCAGAUGCCAAACAUGUUUCAAGGAUUCAACAACUACCAGAUCGAUCUAGGAGGAAUCGUCUACGGCACCCCGCAACAAGUACUAGAUGGAUUGGAGAGUUUUUCUGGGGUGGAUCUAGAGAUGGUAAAUCUGAGUAGCACUGGAAGUGGAAUUAGCUCUGUUGAAAGUAAUAGUUGGGGGGAUAUUAACUCUCUGGUCUACUCUCCCAUGGUUCCCCAUUAUGAAGGCACAAUGCAAGGUUCAACAUGUGAAGCAAGUUACUUUGGGUUACAAUAGCUCGUGGUGGGGUGUACUAAUCAAUCUGAAUAGAUAGGGGAAUCUGUUUUAGUGCUUAAUUUACUGGCUUAUGCCCCAUGGCAAGUCAGAAUUGUUCUUCGAUUUGUUUUUUCCAUUGCAGUAUUAUCAGUCUCAUAUUGGUCCUCAGGUGUUGCAUUAGGUUCGCCCUUUUUACUUUACUUCUAACUUUUGGUUGGAACCUUUCUCCACCCCUAAUAAAAUGUUAUUUUGCCGUUCAAAAAAAA